GGAACAGCCAGCCCAUCAGACAGGCAGCCACAGAGUUAGUUAAUCACUGUCAGGAGAGAGGGGUAACGACAAGAGGGGAGCAAACACUGAGAUUUGAAAAUAACCUUAAAAACAGGAGAAAAUGUUACAGAGGAAGGCCUCCAAUGUGUCCGACAAAACAAAGAGCUGCAAGCCGAAGCGCUCCACCAGCUUUGGCAGGUUUGACAUCAGGAAUCACUCUCCACAAGCCAAACCAGAGGAAAAUGGAACAACCGUGCACACAGAAAACUGCGAGACUUUGGACCCAAACAAAUCAGCUGGACUUGGGAAGAAGAUGAAGGCAAUUUCUCUGACCAUGUGCAGGAAAAUGGGCAAGAAACACGCCAAGUCAUUGUCUGAGGAGGGUGAUGACAUUCACAAAGACCCAGAAGCAGAGACAGAGAGCUGCCCUCCAGCUGAGAACAACCCAGCAAAGACAAGCAACUCCUUAGAGAGUCUUUACAGUGGCCAGAGCUCCUCCAGUGGUGUGACCAGUGAGUCCAAUGGCUCUGGUCAGAGAGACAGUCUGAGGCUGGAGGAGGACGGAUCGUAUCAGGGACAGUUCAGCGGCAGAGCUCGGGUCCACACAGACUUUGUUCCCAGCCCGUACGACACAGACUCCCUCAAACUCAAGGUCGGAGACAUAAUCAACAUCAUCAGUAAGCCUCCGAUGGGCAUCUGGAUCGGCAUGCUUAACAACAAAGUGGGCAACUUCAAGUUCAUCUACGUAGACAUGUUGGUGGAGAAAGAGGAAGAAGAAGAGGAAGCUCCCAAGAUCAGACAACAGAAGCUGUGCAAAAGACCUCGGCCUAAAACAUUGCUCGAGUUACUGGAGCGACUGAAUCUGGAGGAGUACGCCUCUGCCUUGCUGCUGAAUGGCUACCAGACAGUGGAGGACCUUCUGCACCUGCAGGAGAAACACCUGAUAGAGCUGAACGUCCACGACCCCGAGGACAGACGCAAGAUUCUCGCAGCUGCUGAGUGCUGCUACACAGGUGACGAAGUUAAGGAAACAGAGGAGCAGAGAUCCUCCCACAGUCAGCAGGAAGAAGACAGCGACUGUCCCAGAGACUCGGGUUGCUUUAUUCCAUCUGAAUGUACAGAGAGCAAGGAAGACACAGAGCGGCUCACAGAGGCUGUGGACUCUUAGUGAGAAUACUCCUCAGAUGGAUACGAUGACUAUUGGGAUUUCAGUAUUUUCUUAGGGGUGAUGGUUUAGAAAAUUAUCAAAAUGUCAAGUUAAUAUCCCUUAUUACAACAUUCUGAGCACAUGCUUGCCUAAUGUAGAAGCGUUUUAAGAGUAAUUGAACAAACAACCUGUACUCAGUCAUUUUAUCCAUUUGUCGCUAAAAUAAUAAUAAUCAAGUUGUACGUUUUGAUAUAAAGAGUUUUCUUUAUUUCAUGUUGUUGAAAAAGUGACAUUUUAUUGAAUUAAUGUCAUUUGUAUUUAUUGCAUUCUAAAUCAUUCAGUGUGUUUUCCAUAAAAAGCUUUUAUUUAUCACAUCUGUAUUAUUUCACCCUGUCUCAUGGUAUAUUUUUUCUUCUCAUUAAUGAAGUGAAGGAUGUUUUUGAAAUGUGGCGUCUGGGUUUGAAAAAUGCAUAUUCAAAUGUUGCCUAUAUUGUAUACUGUACAGGAGAAAAUGUAUUUUUUCUGUGUGUGUGUGUGUGGUGUGUGUGGUGUGUGUGUGUGUGUGUGUGUGUGUGUGUGUGUGUGUGUGUGUGUGUGUGUGUGUGUGUGUGUGUGAGAGAGAGAGAGAUGUGCCUGUGCAUGAAUUCAUGUUAAAGUCAGCAUUCAAAUGUUUUCAAAACUUUUUGUAAAUAAAAUAAAAGCAAUAAAAUAUUA
This is a messenger RNA of Gymnodraco acuticeps, 1861 nucleotides long. It is a transcript of the gene samsn1a, whose product is annotated as SAM domain, SH3 domain and nuclear localisation signals 1a. The record is from RefSeq and is a predicted model, not a curated record. The coding region runs from base 122 to 1168 and encodes 348 amino acids. NCBI's taxonomy places the organism in Eukaryota, Metazoa, Chordata, Actinopteri, Perciformes, Bathydraconidae. Gene Ontology annotation, molecular function: protein binding. The transcript has 8 exons.